Messenger RNA from Gryllus bimaculatus (two-spotted cricket), 1477 nucleotides. Lineage: Eukaryota; Metazoa; Arthropoda; Insecta; Orthoptera; Gryllidae. The record is from the annotation of a GenBank genome assembly.
CGCCAUACGUUGUGACGUCGUACUGUACUAUUAGUUCCAAUAACUGCACCAUCGGGUGCUCUAGCCGUAUCGGAGAGUAUAUACUAUAUAGGAGAGACCUGGCAAAGAGACUGCAAAGCACUGCAAAGAGAUUAAGAGACAGCAGCGAAUGCGGCGCUGUCUUGCCCGCCCCUAACCUGCCCCUAACUAUUCGUUGUGUUAUACAUAUAUGUAGUCAUUAUAAUAGGUAAAAACCUUAUGCACAUGUUCACAUCUGUCAGAUAUAUACAUAGUGAUUGCACAUUGUGAAUGAACUGAAUUAAAUAUUAGGGUAUAUUGUUGACAAAUUGUAAAUUAUGGCGACUGUCAAGUCGGUCGUUCUGUCUGGGGCAAUGAAUUUUUUGAAGAUGAAUCCAUUAAACUUGCUUGCUCCUUGUGUUAAUACUGGAGUAAAUUUACAAUUUGUUCGGUAUCGCAGAGCUAAACAUUGGAAUCCCAAAUUCAAGAGGUUGAGAGCACAAAAGGUGAUUAAAAUUGACUUACCUCGAUUUAACGAAGAUCCUAAUGAACUUUCUGAAGAGGAAGUGCGUACUAAGAUGAAAGAGAGAGGUGUACUUCCUCCUCGUCCAUGGAUGGAGCAACCUGUUCAUAUUAGCUGUACUGGUGGUAUAUUUGAACCAUAUGUACCUCCAGAAGGUGAUGGCAAAAAAUCUGCAAUUUCUACAUCAGGUGCAAAGCAAACAAUUGAAUUCUUUGAAAAGAAAAGCAAGUCCGUGAUGGCUGUUAGAAAGAUACGUUCAUUUGAUGAAGAUUUUAAUCGUCAUGCAUUUGCUGAGUCAGCUCAAGAUAUAUACAUAAAGGCGCAUACCUACAUGAUAAACAAAGAUAAAUAUAAAUUGCGGGAAGUUGUUACUGAGAGAGCAUAUCCAGAAAUAAUGCAUAACAUUAAAAACACUACUAUCCACUGGAAAUUUAUUCAGUCUCUGGAACCUCCUAGAGUGGUUCAUGCUCGAUGCACAGAUAUUAUAACAAAAGACAACAUUUUUGCACAGUUGACUGUGCGAUUUCAUUCUCAACAGGUUUUAGCAAUUUAUGAUAGAUUUGGGCGCCUGAUGCAUGGCAGUGAAAUAUUGGCCAAAGAUGUGCUGGAAUAUGUAGUGUUUGAAAAACAUUUAUCAAAUCAGUAUGGUCUGUGGCGCCUUCAUGACAAAAUUAUUCCUGAUUGGAUGCCUCCUAGAGAACCUGGUUUGAAGACAUUUGUUCGUCAGGAAAUUCCUGUGUCAACUGAAAUAGAAAGUGAAAGUGAAGUGGCUGUUGUUGACAAUGAAAAAUCUAAAGCACCUGAAACUGUAAACGUGCAAUAAAUACAUUUAGUUUUAUGGAGAAGUAGCAUUUUUAGAGUAAUAAACAGUCAUUUAAAAUUGUUUCUUAAUUUGCUAGUACAAAUUGUUUUGUAUCAACGAGGAAAUAAAAACGUUAUUUGACUUCAGCUCUAAAA